Molecule: messenger RNA, 396 nt
Organism: Frieseomelitta varia
Lineage: Eukaryota; Metazoa; Arthropoda; Insecta; Hymenoptera; Apidae
Gene: Polr3K
Product: DNA-directed RNA polymerase III subunit RPC10
Exons: 1
Coding region: 70-396 (108 amino acids)
Biological process (GO): DNA-templated transcription; termination of RNA polymerase III transcription
Cellular component (GO): RNA polymerase III complex
Molecular function (GO): zinc ion binding; nucleic acid binding; DNA-directed RNA polymerase activity
Source: RefSeq, a predicted model, not a curated record
AAACUUGGUAAUUCAAUACAAAUUUGACUGAUUAGUUCGCCCUUUGAUGAUUCGAUCUGUAUUUACACGAUGUUAUUGUUUUGUCCAACGUGCGGCAAUCUGCUUCGUAUAGAGGAAGCUUUGCAAGCGUUGCGUUUCGCGUGCAACACGUGCCCGUACGUAUUCAACGUCGUGAGGAAAGUGAGCAGUCGUACGUAUCCGAAAUUAAAAGAAGUGGACGAUGUGUUAGGCGGAAGCGCGGCUUGGGAGAACGUCGACUCCACUGAAGAGAGGUGUCCAAAGUGCUCUAAUCCUAGAGCGUAUUUCAUGCAAAUUCAAACGAGAUCCGCCGACGAACCUAUGACGACGUUCUACAGAUGUUGCAAUCCUCAAUGUGGCCACAACUGGCGCGAAUAA